CCCCCCCUCCCCCCCUCUCUCCAGCGCUCGCUCUUUGUGUGAGUGUGGGACGGGACAGUUAUUAUAUUAUCUUCAGCAAGAAGGCAGUUCCUCCUUCUCUCGCCCUCACACUGUCACACACACUCACGCUCUACGAGAGAGAGAGAGAGAGAGAGAGAGAGAGAGAGAGAGAGAUGGAGAGCAAUGUUUCCUGGUAGCUGCCUUCUUCCUGCUCUCCUGCCCCUGAUUUGAGCCCCCCUCCGCGUCCGUUUCCUCUGCACCAGAUCUGCGGGGCGCUUCUCGUCGUUGUGCCGCUGCGUUUCGGCCAGCAAGUCAGCCAUGAGCAAGGAGGAUGUGCUCAAGAUACAGACCUGCGUGCUCAAGGUGAACAUCCACUGCGAUGGGUGCCAGAAGAAGGUGAAGAAGAUCCUCAGCAAGAUCGAUGGCGUGUACCAGAGCUCCAUCGACCCGGAGGAGGGCAAGGUGAUGGUGUCCGGGCUGGUGGAUCCGGACACCAUCAUUAAGAAGCUCAACAAGGGCGGCAAGCCGGCUGUGCUCUGGGGUUCCAAGCCCGGUGGCGUCGCCAACCAGUUCCAGAAGCUCCACCUAGACGGUGGCGGCGGCGGUAAGGGCCAGCAGCCCAAGGACGCCGGCGGCAAAGGCCAUGCCAAAGAUGCCGGCGGCAAGGCCCACAAGGGAGGCGGUGGCGGCAAGGACGCAAAGAUGGCGAUGCCGCAGCCGACCCCGCAGCAGAUUCAGCAAAUGCAGCAGCAGAUGCAGAUGAAGGGCCCGACGCCGCAGCAGCUUCAGCAGCUGCAGCAGCAGAUGCAGAUGAAGGGCGCGCCGACGCCGCAACAGCUCCAGCAGCUGCAGCAGCAGAUGCAGAUGAAGGGAGCGCCGACCCCGCAGCAGCUCCAGCAGCUGCAGCAGCAGAUGCAGAUGAAGGGCGCGCCGACCCCGCAGCAGCUCCAGCAGCUGCAGCAGCAGAUGCAGAUGAAGGGGCUCAAGCUGCCGCCGCAGUUCAUGGGUGCCGCCGCGGCGAAGAUGCCUUUCCCGGCGGGUGCGCCGGCCAAGGACCCCAAGUCCGUCAAGUUCAACAUCCCCGACGACGGCUGGGGCGACGACGGCGGCAGCGAGUUCGACGACGAGUUCGACGAAUUUGACGACGACGAAGAUUUCGACGAUGAUGGCUUCGAAGACGACUACUACGACGACCCCAAGAUGAUGAUGAAGCAGAUGGCCAUGCCGCCGAACGCCGGCGGGGGCGACAAGAAGGGCGCUAGCAAUGGUGGGAAGAAGGGCGGUGGAGGAAACGAGAUCCCGGUGCAGAUCAAGGGGAACGGCAACAACGGCGGCAAGAAAGACGCAGGUGGCAAGCAGCAGCACCAAGGCGGCAACGGCAACGGCAACGGCGGUGGUAAGAACGCAGGCGGUGGUGGGCAGCCGAACAACGUCAAGGGAGGAGCACCGGUCCAGGGGAAGAAGGGCGGCGGCGUUGGUGGCCCGGCAGCAGCGAUGGGCGGCCCGAUUGGCGGCGGCAUGCAGCCGCAGCAGCAGGCCAUGUUCAGGCCUAACAUGAUGGGCGGCGCCGGUUUCCCCGGCAUGGGCGGUCCCAUGGGCCACCCCCACGCGGCGAGCAGCGCUCAGGCUGGCCGCGCCAUGCAGGGCAUGCCGCCGGCUGGGUUUUACCAGGGCGCUGGUGGCGGCGGCGGUGGCAUGCCGUCCGGGGCAGAGAUGCUGCAGGCUGCCGCUGCGGCCGGGAACCCCAUGGCGCAGCAGCAGUACAUGGCACUGAUCCAGCAGCAGCAACAGCAGCAGCAGAUGACAAUGCUGCAACAGCAGCAGCAGCAGCAAAUGAUGAUGAACGGCGGCCACGGCGGCGGCGCGGGAGGGUACCCGCAGAUGGGCUACGGGCCAGGUUACGGGCGGCCGCCGAUGGGCUCGUACCCGAUGCCAACCGCCUAUGCGAUGCCGCCACAGCCACCAGCGGGCGAGCCUUACAACUACUUCAGCGACGAGGACCCCAACAGCUGCUCGGUGAUGUGAGAGAUGAUGGAUCGCGCCACCGCCGCUCAUGGUUGAAAGGAAGGCCAUGAUGAAUCUGGCAGUGACAUGGGGCAGCAACAAGUCCCAUCUAGAUCGGUCCUCUUCUGUUUCUUCUUGAUUAAUUUAGCUUCUACAUUUUCGCCUUUUAUUUCAAUCAAGCUUAAAAAAGGGACAAGAGCCGUGAGACCUGCUUGAAGGCGAGUGUAGGUACAGUAAUUAUCUAUAGAUGUCAUAAGAGAUGAAUGCUCCCAUGCUGUUACAGUUGAAGAACAAUGUGAUUGACUGAUGGUAGAUCAAUGAACAGUAUGCAAAAUAA
This is a messenger RNA of Hordeum vulgare subsp. vulgare (domesticated barley), 2341 nucleotides long. Its product is annotated as heavy metal-associated isoprenylated plant protein 33-like. Gene Ontology annotation, molecular function: metal ion binding. Bases 319 to 2025 code for a protein of 568 amino acids. The record is from RefSeq and is a predicted model, not a curated record. Lineage: Eukaryota; Viridiplantae; Streptophyta; Magnoliopsida; Poales; Poaceae. The transcript is spliced from 3 exons.